GCCGCGCGGAGCACUGUGGGAUAGCGGCGGUGUGCGUGUGGGAGAGACGGGGAGGGAGGGGUACCGCUAAACCCCGAAAUUAAACAGCAGCCCCGCAACGGGGAACGAGAAAACAUCAUGGCAGGGAUCAUCAAAAAGCAGAUCCUCAAGCACCUGUCUAGGUUCGCAAAGAACCUGUCCCCCGACAAGAUCAACCUGAGCACCCUGAAGGGGGAGGGGCAGCUGUCCAAUCUGGAGCUGGACGAGGAGGUUCUGCAGAACAUGCUGGACCUGCCCACCUGGCUGGCCGUGACCCGGGUCUACUGCAACAAAGCUGCCAUCAGGAUACAAUGGACAAAGCUGAAGACCAGCCCGAUCUGUCUGCUCCUGGACAAGGUGGAGGUGGAGAUGAGGACGUGCGAGGAGCCCCGCCCCCCCAAUGGCCCCUCCCCCAUCGCCAUCACUGCUGGGCAGAGUGAGUAUGGGUUUGCAGAGAAGGUGGUGGAAGGCAUGUCCGUGCUCAUUAACUCCAUCACCAUCAAGGUCCAGGCCCAGGCCUUCCACGCCUCCUUCGAGCUCUGGCAGCUCCAGGGGAACAGCCUGAACCCCAAGUGGCAACGGAGCGACCUCCGCUACACCCGCAUCACCGACCCCCUGCGCGGAGAGGUGCUGACGUUCAAGGAGAUUAACUGGCAGACCCUACGGAUUGAGGCUGACGCCAUGGAGAGCGGGGAGCAGGAUCUGGGCAGCACCCCCCUGAGACUGAUCACUAACCAGGGCCGCAUCCGAAUCGCCCUGAAGCGCCGGGUGAAGGACUGCAACGUGGUUGCCUCGAAGCUCCUCUUCAUCCUGGAUGACCUGCUGUGGGUGCUGACCGACUCGCAGCUCAAAGCCAUGAUCCGCUACGCCAAGUCCCUGAGCGAGGCCAUCGAGAGGUCAGCCCAGCAGAGGAAGAGCAUGGCCCCUGACCCCCUGCAGAGGGUGCCCACCUCCCCUGGGGCCCUGCCUCCCUGGAACGAGCCGGCCCCCCACGCUGCCCCCCCCAGCGGGGUCCCCAACAGCCUCAGCCAGUACUUUGAGCAGCAUGACGUCAAGGAGUCCUCUUACCACACCCUCAUCUCCAGGCUGGACCUGCACAUCUGUGACGACAGCUCAGACAGCGAGGCAGGUGGGCAGCAGCCUCGAGUGGCCGGAGGAGCCAUACAGCUGACCUUCCACAAGCUGGGCUUCGACUACUACCCCUUCCACUGGCCCAGCGACGGCUGCCGGCACUGGGAGCGGUACUGUGGUGCCAUGGAGACGCGGGCGCAGUGGGUGAGCAAGCUGCUGCAGGACUUCCAGCGCCGAGCUGAGGGGCAGGACAGGCAGACGGGCUCCCCUGUGCAGGGCAAGGGGACCCCCACCGGCACCCAGGACGGAGGUUCCACUCCGAAGUCCAGCCCUCCGGACCGGGCCCAGACCCCUCGCCGGACCUCUGCAGCCCUGCCACCCCACGGACUGCCCUGGAAGAGGCUGCGGUCCAGCUGUUUGCUGAUCAGGGUGGAUGAUCUGGAUAUAUACCAGGUGUCCAGCAGGGGUCGCCACAGUAAGAAGCCGCAGACCCUGGUGUCCUGCAACAGAAAGUCCCUGCAGCUCCCUGACAACGUGUCAGCCAUUCACAUCCAGUUCACAGAGUACUACUUCCCUGACCACUCCCAUCUCCCCGUGCCCUGCUCCAACCUGUAUGGCCAGCUUAACGGGCUCCAGCUGACCCCCGACCCGCUCAGUCUGCUCUGGAUCAAUCUCUUCUCACUGGGGCUCCUGCACAGCCUGGAGCAGGUCAAGGCCUUCUACAAGCUGGAGGAUUCUGGGAAGGGGGAAGAGCAUGUCGACAUGCGCAUGGACAUCUGUCAGCUCAAGCUGGUGAUCCCGCUGGAGUCCAGAAUCCUGGACCACCCUGACCGGCCACAGAGGCUCUGUGUCCAAGCCUCACACUCCGUGUUCACCAACACGCGGCACUGUGCCCACGCCACGGCAGCUGACCUGCAGGGCAUCUGCCACUCCUUCAGCCACUGCCCCUUCUUCCAGCCUGCGAGGGGCACCCCCAGAUUCCCCAGAACCAGCAGCAGCUUCACCCCGCUCCCCUCCGCCUUCCUGCAGCAUGCCCUGGAGGGGGAUGGAGCCCCGGAGCCGCUGAGCAGGAGGAAACCCCAGCGCUACCAGGACGUGUGGUCCCUGCACCUCUCCGGGCUGGCUUUGGACUUUGAAGGGGCACGUCGGAGCCCCAAAGGAAAGGCUCUGCCCUUCAUGGAGCCCUUGGCCAUCUCCCUCUGGAUCUGCCGUCCGGGGGCCUUCCACAUCAAGCCCCACCUACCUCCCUUUCCUCCAGGCUGUGGCUCUAGAUUGAGGGCGUCUGCAAGCUGCAGUAACCAUAUCGACCCCGGAUUAGUGACGGACAGGCCUGGGAAGCACCUCAAGUCCAGAACAGUACAGGAUCUGGAUUUGGGGUCACCCAGGGAUUCUAACGAGAAUGACUGGCCAGCACAGAACGGGGCAGGGCAGGACAAGGAAGCGGGGCAAAUGGAGAUGGCCUCAAUCCACAUUUUGGCACAAGCCUUGUCCCCUAUCAGGCUGCGGCUGAACCACUAUCAAUACGUGGCUCUCUUGAGAAUGAAGGACACCUUUUCCAGGCUGGGGGCCGAGUUAGCUCAGGACACGCUGGGGCUGAGGGGCGAGAAGGUGGAGCCCCCUACUGUUAGUGUGGGGUUACUGCUGGAGAGUGCUGAAGUAGCGUUGCUGCUGCCUCCUGCAACUCUUGAAGAGACUUCCCCAGGAAGCACGGAGAGCCCCAGCCUGACUGAUUCAGAACUGUCCCCAGCAAAGGGGCCCUUGGUCGCUGCCGGACUGGAGGACAGCGGCAUUGGGAACGCAGGCUCCUCGGAGAAGGAAGACGGCGACGGCGCCACAGCACCCCCUCCUGUCGAGGAGGCCUGCGAGGCUGUGGAAGCCCUGGAAGAUACAGGCCCCUCCUCCCCAUCCCCGUCUCUAAACCCUCCCCUUCACUCCCGAGACAACUCCUCCUUCAGCCUGGAGGGGGAGCUGUCGAGCGCACUCACCGCCACCAAGGACGUCACUAAAGAGGCGAUGACCAUGACCAUGGACCUGACCAAAGAGGCCGUGUCCAUCACCAAGGACGCCUUCAGCAUCCUGAGCCGGGAGAAAAUGGCCUCUACCAUGCACAAGAUGCUGUUCGUGCCCCCAGCCAGAGAGCAGCCCUCUCGUCUCGAGGAGGCCCCCUCAGCCCCUGGGAGGCUGCGUUUCCUCAACAUGACGCUCUCUCAAUCCCAGCUCUCCUUGGAUAGCGCCUCGCUGGACGCCAGCCUUCCUGACGACCGCUUCUCCAUAGACAGCGACAGCAGCGACAACUUUGUCAUCCUCAUGGACUCCGAGUCCGGUUCGGAGUCCUUGCGCCCGGACAGCGCCCCCUCUCUGCGGGCGGAUCACGGGAGCCGUGACAGUCCAGCACUGGGGACGGAGAGAGACUCGUCCCCUGAUCUCAGCAGCUCCCUGUCCCAGAGCAUGGAGGAGCUCUGCCAGGACAAGGUGUCUGUGCUACUUCUCCGGCUCAGCGAUGUGGGCUGCGCAGUCGAUAUGAAGGGGGAUGACCUGCUGGUGGCACUAGAGGCUCGGGAUGUGGUUCCUGAACAACUGGGCAACGUGACCAUGCAGCAGCUCCUGAGCGGACGCGCCUUGGGAGUACCGUGGCCCCGCAGGACCCCUUCCUCAGAGCCGCAGGAGACUGUGAUGGGGGCCCCUGUGGUGCAGCUGCAAUUCCUGAUUGGUCCCGCAGCUGCAGCACAGCACGGCCCCCUGGCUGAAACCAACGGCUUCCUGCACCUGCGGGUGAGAGGCUGCACGGCGGAGCUGCUGACCUCCUCGCUGGCCAGCCUCGGUCCGUUCCUGGAGGACGAGCUCAGCGCCGACCUGCUGCCCAUGAGGGUGGAACUGGACAGCACCACGGUCACUCUCAAGGAUGACGGGCCUCUGCUGUACCCCACCUCCCCGAGGCCUGUCCCAGUCAUCUUCUCUGUGGAUGGGCUGGCUCUGGAGCGUGCUGACGAUGGCAUCUUCUACCUGCGAGCUGCGGGCAAAGAGUCACAAGAGCAGGCCAGCAACACAGCUGCCUCACUGAAUCCUGACAUCUCUACCCCAGACCAGCUCCAGAGAGCCUUGGACGAGGCACAGGCAGCUCUUGAAACAGCCAACGCAGACCGGGAGAGACUGCUCCAGGAGAUUAGGAAAUACAACCCUGGCUUUGACCUCUGACCUCUGAUCUCCAGACCACUCUACCCCCACCCCCCUCCCACCCUGAACAGACAGCUGUCAUGCUCAACAGCACCAGAAGAGAGAGCCAUGCACUACUAGAACCCAGCAGCCUUGCCCUCUGAGCAGAUAGCUGUCAUUGCAAUCCCCCACCAGGAGGGGGAGACCUUGAUCAACAGCUUUGGAGGUGCCGUUGGGGGUGGCUUGUGGGUGUGCAAACGCAGAGCAAGAGAAACAUAGCCGUGAGGGUUAUUAACCUAUAGGGGUGGCUGAGCAGGAAAAAACAUGUUCACUGUUGGAAGUAACAUUGAGUUUGUAUGGCACUGUGAUAUUUGUUAAGCUGGCAGUAAGGUUGAAAAAGCAGCACUGCUCCCUGUAAGUUGUGGCAAUGUGUUAGGCUGAUUUCUGUGUGAAGCAACUGGAGUUGUCAGCGAGGAGAAAGCUUGUUUGAGAUUGAGGGAAGGCGUCACUAGCGGAAAUGUUCCUGUGCGGGGGUCUGAUGCAUCAGGCCUCCUGCUCAAUCUGCAUUGAUGACUUCAUCUCAUUAGAAACUUGUUUACAUAAAUAUUCUAACGUGAGGAUGAAGUACAGUAUUUUGAAAACGACAAAAAGGGUGCCAUUUAUUAUUAUUAUAAUUAUUAUUAUUAUAAUAAUAGUGUUUUUUUAUGUUAAAUAUGCUAUGACUGAAAAAAAUUCAUGUUUUGGCAGCUUUGCAACACAGUUUGAACAUCCUACUGCUGAAUUGAAUGCAGCACUGUCUUUACUUGACCAAACGAUCACUCCUGAGAGAAACUUUUCCAAUAUGAAGCUGAGAGAGACCUUUUAAAACCCUGGACUGCUGGAAACCACAACUCUGUAAUUGCCAGGGACUGCUGGUGCUGUAUGAAACUAGAACUAUGGGAUGUCUGUCGUAUUUGUGCUUCCCUGAUGAGGAAGGGAACAGUGAAUACAGCUGGGAAUAAAGAAAAAAACAUUGA
Polyodon spathula (Mississippi paddlefish) is the source of this 5258-nucleotide messenger RNA. Its product is annotated as UHRF1-binding protein 1-like. The coding region runs from base 118 to 4284 and encodes 1388 amino acids. NCBI's taxonomy places the organism in Eukaryota, Metazoa, Chordata, Actinopteri, Acipenseriformes, Polyodontidae. The record is from RefSeq and is a predicted model, not a curated record. The transcript is spliced from 21 exons.